AUGCCUUACACAACUCAAAAUAUGAAUAACAGAUGUUGUUAUCUGAAUAUGACUUUAAACGAUCUUUUAAAAAAAACAAUUGAAGAAUACGGAUAUACUGAUAAAAAAAACAUUAAUAAAACAUUAGAUAAAUUAUCUAAAGAAAAAAAAUUAAAAGAUCAGGAAAAAUAUAAUAGAUAUAAAGAAGAAAAAUAUCUACAAAAUUCCAUAAUGCAAUCAUUUAUAAAUACCGAAAGUGUUUUCUCACCAGAUAUUAUCGCAUAUGAUUUAU
Messenger RNA from Dentiscutata heterogama, 271 nucleotides. Lineage: Eukaryota; Fungi; Glomeromycota; Glomeromycetes; Diversisporales; Gigasporaceae. The record is from the annotation of a GenBank genome assembly.